Molecule: messenger RNA, 1670 nt
Organism: Neocloeon triangulifer
Lineage: Eukaryota; Metazoa; Arthropoda; Insecta; Ephemeroptera; Baetidae
Product: zinc finger protein 224-like
Exons: 1
Source: RefSeq, a predicted model, not a curated record
CGAGUGUCAACUUCUUCAAACAAAUUUAAAUGCUCUGUUUGCAAUUACAAAGCAGCUCAGGCACAAGACGUAGAACACCACGAGUCAAAAUUUCACUCUAGCUCAAAUAAAAAGUACAAUUGCUCAAAAUGUACUGAGACUUUUAGCAGUAAAGUAAGCCUAAGUGACCAUAUUUUAAGAAUACACAAAUUUAGGAAAUGCCCCACUUGUGAAUUGCAAAUACCGUUUAGUCAGUUUGACAAUCAUUUACAACGAUCUAGAUGCGGAAAAUGCAAUGCUAAUUUUAAAUGUAGUGGUGAUCGUCAAAAGCACCAGCAGAAUUGCAAACCUGUUAUUCAGAAAUGUGAGAUUUGUUCCAAGGUUUUCAAAUUCAAGCAUUUGCUUGGCUACCACAUGAACGAAGAGCAUGCAGGCGUCAAAAUGAUAAAAGGCGCUCGUUUCCGAAAUCGUGGAUUUGAAUGCAAAAUUUGUACAAAUUAUUAUUUCAAAAACCGAAAAUCUCUAGACAUGCACAUUAAAAUUAAGCAUUCUGGUAAUCAUCAAAAGCUUCAAUGCGCCCAUUGCAGCAAAAAAUUUGCUUUUAAAUAUUCUCUCAGCAAACACUUACAAAAUACACACAAUUUAGCUGUCAAGAAAUUUAGGUGUGAACCUUGCAACAAGCAUUUUUUUCAUAACAGCUAUUUAAAAAGUCACAUUAUGAAAGUUCAUUCCAAAGAAAGAAUAACGUGUGAAUUCUGCGACAAAAUACUAAAAACAUUACAAUUAAAGAAUCACUUGAGGAAAUUCCAUGGGAAAUAUUGAUUUUUGAAGGUUUGCUCAGAAAAAUUCUGCAUUUUUGUAAAAUUGAAAUUGUGGCAUUUACAAAACAAUAGUCGAUAAUAGUUGAUUUUGGUCAUUUAGUUGCAAAGGAAAUUUAUUGGGUUUAUGAACAAGGACAACUUUGCCCCGCAUGCGAACUCGACCAAAUUAAAUUACAUAAUUUAAUGCACAUUUGAAAAAAUAUCAUUUAUUUCUGCAUUUGACAAAACAAAAAAUCAUUUUAAUUUCUCUAUUAUAUAUUUCCAUUACUUUUUUUACGAGAUUAAAACUAGGUAAGGGAUUUAUAAUGAUAAUGAUGAUCAUUAGGAACCGUUAUUUUGUUUGAAAAAAAAAAUUCUUAACGUGUCUUGUUCGAAUUGAGUGAUUCAAAUUUAUAAUUGAUUGUUUUGAUUAAUUUUUUUCUAGAGAAAACUGUACAUUAAAAAAUUUAAUGAUAAACAAAAUUUACCAAAAUAAAAGUGUUUCUGGCGACCGUAUAAUAAUAUUGGAUGAACCAUUCUGAUCAUAUUGAGCCACCUUUUACGACAAGUUAUUUUUUUCUCAAUCUCAUCCAGAAACCCUCGUAGAGUAAAAACAGUUUCAUUGCCGAAAUAGAUACAUGAUAUUUGAUUCUUCAGCUGUAAUAGGUGAUUUAAAAUCACUGAUUUUGGAAGAAAAAAGCAAUUAGUUGCUAAUUUUUUGUGUAAUUUUGUAUGUUUGAGCCUGUAAAAUUUUAGUAUUGAAUCUUUAUUCAAUAUCAAGUUUUUUUUUGUAUCGAUUCUGAAUAAUUAUAGUUUUCUUUCAAUAAUUCAUGGUGCUAAAAUCUAAAAUUAAUUAGUUAAAAUUGUGAACCAGUGUGGUUUUGUUGUGUG